Brachypodium distachyon (stiff brome) is the source of this 1140-nucleotide messenger RNA. Its product is annotated as L-ascorbate peroxidase 2, cytosolic. Bases 63 to 815 code for a protein of 250 amino acids. Gene Ontology annotation, molecular function: peroxidase activity; heme binding. Gene Ontology annotation, biological process: response to reactive oxygen species; hydrogen peroxide catabolic process; cellular response to oxidative stress. The transcript is spliced from 9 exons. NCBI's taxonomy places the organism in Eukaryota, Viridiplantae, Streptophyta, Magnoliopsida, Poales, Poaceae. The record is from RefSeq and is a predicted model, not a curated record.
GAACGCUCUUGUUCCUGUCUUUCUCUCCGCCCACAUUCAAUUCAAUUCCCCAUCGCGCAGCCAUGGCCGCCAAGUGCUACCCAACAGUCACCGAUGAGUACCAGACGGCCGUCGCCAAGGCCAAGCGCAAGCUCCGCGGCCUCAUCGCCGAGAAGAACUGCGCCCCUCUCAUGCUGCGCCUCGCGUGGCACUCGGCGGGGACCUUCGACGUCGCCACCAAGACCGGCGGCCCCUUCGGAACCAUCAAGUGCCCCGCGGAGCUCGCGCACGGCGCCAACGCGGGCCUCGACAUCGCCGUCAGGCUACUCGAGCCCAUCAAGGACCAAUUCCCCAUCCUCUCCUACGCCGACUUCUACCAGCUCGCUGGAGUCGUGGCCGUCGAGGUGACCGGCGGACCUGAGGUUCCAUUCCACCCGGGCAGACAGGACAAGCCUGAGCCUCCUCCAGAAGGCCGCCUUCCUGAUGCCACCCAAGGCUCUGACCACCUCAGGCAGGUAUUUUCCACUCAGAUGGGUUUGAGCGACCAGGACAUUGUUGCGCUUUCUGGUGGUCACACCCUGGGAAGGUGCCACAAGGAAAGAUCUGGCUUUGAGGGAGCGUGGACUGCCAACCCUUUGAUCUUUGACAACUCGUACUUCAAGGAGCUCCUGAGUGGCGAGAAGGAAGGCCUUCUUCAGUUGCCGACUGACAAAACCCUCCUGUCCGACCCGGCCUUCCGCCCACUCGUGGAUAAAUAUGCUGCGGAUGAGGAUGCUUUCUUUGCUGACUAUGCUGAGGCACACCUGAAGCUCUCUGAGUUGGGACCCCCUUGUUGAUUGUUUCCAGAUUUGGCGGGUACUUCGAAGGUUGUUGCUGAUUCUGGUUUGGUGCAUGAAGUUGGUAUGAAGGCGAAGAAGAAGAAUAAAAUUGUGGGCCUGAGGCCAUGUGAUGUGUUGUUUGGAUUUGGUUAGAUGGACGUUGGAAUUCCAUUGUGUUGCUUGCUUGACAUCUAUGAGCAUAUUGUUGGAGGGACGAUGGAAAUGUUAUGUAACUUACCUGUUCCCUCCGUCUAAGAUGAACCGGAAAUUUGUUUACCCUCUGUCGGCUGGGUUCAUUUCUGGAACCAAAUUUCACUGUUUUAAUUAUUUUGUCUUGGUGUCA